This is a messenger RNA of Symsagittifera roscoffensis, 1383 nucleotides long. RefSeq names its product proteasomal ATPase-associated factor 1-like. Gene Ontology annotation, molecular function: protein binding. The record is from RefSeq and is a predicted model, not a curated record. The coding region runs from base 1 to 1323 and encodes 440 amino acids. The transcript is spliced from 4 exons. Lineage: Eukaryota; Metazoa; Xenacoelomorpha; Acoela; Convolutidae.
AUGAGGAAAGAUUUUGUGAAGCUUUAUAUUCAGUGCGACUGGCACGAAGCUCUAACAGCCGAAGGAACUUCCUGUUGGCUCACCUUCAGAAGUGGCGUGAACAAAAGAGAGGCAAAACUGAAGAAAAAAGAGGGAACUUUAUUGUCGAUUGAGUUUUUGGACCUCAUUGAGGAUUUUGUCGCCGAGCAAGACGUAGAGGUUGUUCACUUGAACCGAAGAUGUUUGAAAAUUGAAAUUGGCCAUCAAUUGCAGUCUGUUGUGUUUGAGGCCCCUUCGAAGGAGUUCUCCCAUUUGCACUGUGGUAGAAAGAUAGACUGUCUGGCAGUGACUGAUGCCCUGGGUGCCUCCUCCUCCUCUUCAGCAGUUGAUGAUCACGUGGUUCUGCUGUGGAAUGUGGAGACGGGAGAAGUGAGGCGCAGAUUGGAAGGUCACCCAUUUGACAUAAACGCCCUCGCCUUCUUCCCCUCCGGCAUAGUGCUCCUGUCCGCUUCUCUGGACCUCAGGAUCUGGUCAUGCGAAACGGGAAAGUGUGCGAGGAGCCUCCAAGGUCACAAGCGACCAGUGGAAGAUGUCGCAAUUGUGGGACGGGGUAAAAAUGUGGCUUCCGUUGCCACAGACGGCUUUCUGAAUCUUUGGAGCUGUGGCGGUGGAAACGUGAUCAAAAAGAAGAAUAUUCAAAGUGGAAUAAUUUGUAUCGAUGUUAUUGGAGUUGAUGACUCGGAUAUUUUAUUAAUUUUGAAUGGCUUAAGCGAAGUGGAGAAAGAGGAAGAAAGUGAAACGCGUGGUAAGAUGGUCAUCAUAGCAACGGAAGAUAACAGACUGGUUUUGUUCCACUUGCUGUCCAAUUGUGAACUUGCAUCUGUGAAGGUGGGAACAGAAAACGACAGAAUCUCCUGCUGUCGCUUUGCGUCAUCUUCCAUUGUUAUCUGUGCAUUCACAAACGGAAUGGCUGAGUCGCACAAUAUCUCUGCCAAUUCACACAAACAUCAGAGCUCACUCCCACUAAACUUGGAGCACAAGUUAACCAUGAAUAUUUCGCAAGGCAGCUCAAUAGGCUCAAUUGGCAUGAUCGGCAGUUUCCUUUUCUUCGCUGCUAAAGAUGGCUCUGUCACGGGGAUAGACGUAACUUCAUUGUCAAUUUUGUCUGAGCUUGGCAAUGGAAAUGAGCCGGCCGAACUUGAACGUGCAGAGAAGUUGACAGUUCGUGAGCUGACUGGCUCGGAUUGCGACGCAGUGUAUAAGGUGUGUUCGAAUGCGAAACACAUAUUCACCUGUUGUCGAGACGGAAAGAUUAGAAUUUACAAUAAAAAUGGCUAUGUUUAAUUUUGUUUCUGCUAUUGUAAAAAUGUCAUUGACGUUAGAAAAUAAGAUUUGAUGAUUGAA